AUGACUGGUAUAAACAUAAACAGUAAAACUACUGAGCCUGCGCCGCGCUACUUACAAAAAGUCGAAACAACAAAGAGCAACAAAGAGAAAACACCACAAAUAUUGCCAAUAGGGUCUGAUAAGACAGUAAUAUUACAUUCAUUCCCAAAUCCUCUGAGGACGGAAAAAUAUCUUCUUUGGGCACAAGCUGCUGGGCCUGAAGUUUUAUCAUUAGACCCCCAGUAUGUAUACAAACGUCGGAGGAUCUGCCAUAUCCAUUUUGAAACACAAUACUUGACUUAUUCUAGACGACUGACCCACCAUGCUGUUCCUACUUUACAUUUAGGUAACAGAAACAGUAAAAGUAUUGAAUCUGCGCCAAAUUUACAAGAAGCGGAAACCCAUUCUGAACACUUGCACAGCAAUACGGAUAACACACCUCAAUUGGCAAUAGAUUUGCAGCCAACAAAGGAUCGUCACCAGUUAAAGCUUGAUUUAGCCGAGGUUGGUGAACUAAAGGACCUGAUAGAGGCACACCCUUCUGACAAUGAAGACUCGCCGCCCUCGCCUGACCCACCAGAGAUAUCCGAGACCAUUGUUGAGACUAAUGAUAGUAAUGACACAGAAGGAGAGAAAAUUUUCUCGUGGCAAAAAGCUGAGUUGAUCGAAACAGACGACUCCAAGGUCCAGUCGCCGGCGCUGGUGCCUCAGACACCAAAGACAUAUGGAGACGGGGCCACGUUAUCAUUGUUCUGCGAUGAACCUGACUCUCAACCCAGUGAACUAGUAGUCCCCGAUCAAGUCGAGUAUCUAUGUAAGGAUUGUGCAGUUGUUAUCGACGGGUUCUCGUUCUGGUGCGUGCAAUGCGCGUGCGGCCCGCUGUGCGGCGCAUGCGCAGGCAGUGCGCCGCACAGCACACACUACGUGCUGCGCGCGCCAGGGGGCGCCACUCUUAGACAAACGCGGGCAGUGCUAGCAGCUAUACGACUACAGCUGCUGAAAGAAAAUCUACUAACAUUGUAUGAAAUCGAUGAAAAUGAUGUGAAAGUGGAAGUGAAACCUGAGCCGGAGGAGCGUCUCUCGAGCCUGGCGAGGGACCCGCUCGACUUGGACCCCCAACUAGACUCCGAACCCCACCGCGUGUCCCCUGACUGGCCCCCAGAGGCCGAGGAGUUUAGGAGACAAUCAUCAUCAUCUCCCGAGGUCGUAGAACUUCAAUCCGAGGCCGUGGAGCUCCAACCCGAAGAUAUAGUCCUUGAGAUCGGUGUAUCCCCAUUUGUCCCCGCCGGGCGCGGAGAGAUUGUGCAUUCACAUGAAUCAUUCCCAUUUUUUCCCGCCUCAGGUAUGGUGGACGUCACGUGGGCCCGGACAAAUGGGAAUACACCAAAGAAACUAUAA
Cydia amplana is the source of this 1377-nucleotide messenger RNA. RefSeq lists its product as uncharacterized. Lineage: Eukaryota; Metazoa; Arthropoda; Insecta; Lepidoptera; Tortricidae. Bases 1 to 1377 code for a protein of 458 amino acids. The record is from RefSeq and is a predicted model, not a curated record. The transcript is spliced from 12 exons.